AGGAAAAAUCCAAUGAAAAUGCAAAGACCGAUGCUCCUUAAACCGCGAGCUUGGCACUCUGGAUUGGCUUCGAGUUUGUUGAGCUUGACGACCACAGGAACCAAAAGCACCUUGUUUCCUUCCUUUUUUUUCUUUUUUAUCAAACACUUUCCUUUUCUUUUCGUCUUUCUUUUUUCAAUUUCAUCGCCAUUAAUUCUUUUUCUUUCUGUAUAUUACCUUCUUUUUAUGGUUAUAUAUAUAUAGAGAGAGAGUUGCAGUCUCACUUCAUUACCCACUCUCAUCACUGCUUUUUUUUGCCAGAUUUUGUUUUUAUAAGAAUCCCUUAAACCCUACAUAAACACUUCAAAAACCCUUUUGCUAUUGGAGUUCGAUGUCUUCUUAUGUUACUUUAAAUUUUGUACCUUCACUCAAACUCAAUGUCAACACCACCACCACCACCAAUACCAACUCUUUUCAUUUAUCAAACAAUUUCUCUUCUUUCUUUGGGCACUCUUCCUAUAAUUCUUUCAGACAUUUGAGUAGUUCUUCCACCUGCAAAAAUCAUUGGAAUGUGAUUACGGGUUCUAGAUCAUCAUUCUCUUCCGUGUUCAAGUGUAUUGCACGGAAAUCUCAGCCUGAGGUUUCAAUUGAUGCUCAUAAUAAUGGUGGUUACGAAGAGAGAGUGGUUGUGUUGGUUAUUGGUGGAGGGGGAAGAGAACAUGCACUUUGCUAUGCCUUGCAACGAUCUCCCUCUUGUGAUGCUGUCUUCUGUGCACCAGGCAAUGCGGGCAUUGCCAACUCUGGAAAUGCUACUUGUAUUCCAGAUCUUGAUAUCUCCGAUAGUUCAGCUGUGAUAUCUUUCUGUCACAAAUGGGGUGUAGGAUUGGUUGUUGUUGGACCAGAAGCACCUCUUGUUGCUGGCCUUGCAAAUGAUCUAGUGAAGGUUGGAAUUCCUACUUUUGGUCCUUCGGCAGAGGCGGCUGCUUUAGAAGGUUCAAAGAACUUUAUGAAGAGCUUGUGUGACAAAUAUAAAAUUCCCACUGCAAAGUACAAAACAUUUACGGAUCCAUUUGCUGCAAAAGAAUAUAUUCAGGCUGAAGGAGCGCCUAUCGUUAUCAAAGCAGAUGGCUUGGCUGCUGGAAAAGGAGUAAUUGUUGCUAUGACACUAGAGGAGGCAAAUGAAGCUGUUGACUCAAUGCUUGUGAAAGGUGCUUUUGGUUCUGCAGGCUGUCGUGUUAUUGUUGAGGAAUAUCUGGAAGGAGAAGAAGCAUCUUUCUUUGCACUAGUGGAUGGAGAGACUGCUAUUCCCUUAGAAUCUGCUCAGGACCAUAAGCGUGUUGGUGAUGGAGAUACGGGGUCUAAUACUGGAGGGAUGGGCGCAUACUCCCCAGCACCAGUAUUAACUCGAGAGCUUCAAUCAAUAGUUAUGGAAACUAUAAUUAUCCCCACCGUGAAAGGAAUGGCAGCAGAAGGCUGCAAGUUUGUUGGAGUUCUAUAUGCUGGAUUAAUGAUUGAGAAGAAGUCUGGCUUACCUAAGCUAAUUGAGUACAAUGUGCGCUUUGGAGAUCCAGAGUGCCAGGUUCUAAUGGUCCGUUUGGAAUCUGAUUUGGCACAAGUCCUCCUUGCAGCUUGUAGAGGAGAGCUAAGUGGAGUAUCUUUGAAUUGGUCCCCAGGGUCUGCCAUGGUGGUGGUAAUGGCAAGUAAAGGUUACCCUGGGUCCUAUGAGAAGGGGACUGUAAUUGGAAACCUUGAAGAAGCUGAAAAUGUAGCUCCAACAGUUCAGAUAUUCCAUGCUGGAACUGCUUUGGAUGCAGACGGAAACUUCAUUGCUACUGGGGGCCGUGUUCUUGGGGUUACUGCCAAGGGAAGAGAUCUUCAAGAGGCAAAGGAUAGAGCAUAUCAGGCAGUUGAAGAAAUCAACUGGCCUGGAGGAUUCUAUCGGCGGGACAUUGGGUGGAGAGCAUUUCCACAAAAGCAAUUUGCGACGGAAAGGUAAAAUUAUUACUGAUGUACUUGAUGUUGCCUAUCUAAGAAUGCAAACUUUAUAUACUAUGGAAUGUUCGAAAUUCCAUGAAAGAGAAAUGGUGAUCAUCUGGGGCCAGUCAGUCAAAUGAAUGAAACAGAAAGGUCCUCCGCAAUUGUUCUUGUAUUUGAAAGAUACGCCUCGGAUCUAUUUUCUUUUUCUUUUUCUUAUUCUACUGAUAAAACUAAUCUCCACUUUUAUACAAUCAAGAAUAACAAGAGAAAAUCAACAAAUUUUUUAGAUUGUGCACUUGUAUUUCAAACAUUGUAAUGAGGAUGCAGGGUGGUUAGGUUGGCCAAAAGUAGCAUAGGACACAGCAUCCUCUUGAUUAUUGAUAGUUAAUUUUUCUAGUCUUUCCAUGUCGUAAAUGAAUAAUAUCUCAGAGCAAAAUGGUCUAACUA
Molecule: messenger RNA, 2403 nt
Organism: Ricinus communis (castor bean)
Lineage: Eukaryota; Viridiplantae; Streptophyta; Magnoliopsida; Malpighiales; Euphorbiaceae
Product: phosphoribosylamine--glycine ligase
Exons: 4
Coding region: 371-1975 (534 amino acids)
Biological process (GO): purine nucleobase biosynthetic process
Molecular function (GO): phosphoribosylamine-glycine ligase activity; metal ion binding; ATP binding
Source: RefSeq, a predicted model, not a curated record